This is a messenger RNA of Fonsecaea nubica, 1422 nucleotides long. RefSeq lists its product as hypothetical. Gene Ontology annotation, cellular component: vacuolar membrane. Gene Ontology annotation, molecular function: amino acid transmembrane transporter activity. The transcript has 7 exons. Gene Ontology annotation, biological process: amino acid transmembrane transport. The record is from RefSeq and is a predicted model, not a curated record. Bases 1 to 1422 code for a protein of 473 amino acids. Lineage: Eukaryota; Fungi; Ascomycota; Eurotiomycetes; Chaetothyriales; Herpotrichiellaceae.
AUGUCCAAAUCCACCUACGCCGACGAAAAGCAGGUAGAUCCUCUCUACCAAGUUGCUGGCGACGAACAAAAUGGGAAUGCACCUGUCGAAGUCUUUAGUGCUUUGGUCGCUGAAGACCACAAACACGACAUCAAGCUUCGAACCAUGUCCUGGCAGAAAGCAGCCUGGUUGCUAGCCGGCGAUCAGGUCUGUCUCGCCAUUAUGGCCCAAACAUGGUCACUGUCCGUCCUCGGAUGGGUGCCUGGUAUCAUCACCAUGGUGGGUGCAGGUAUCUUCUUUUGGAUCACCUCCAUUACCAUGCACAAAUUCAUCAUGAAGCAUCCACAAAUUAAGGAUAUUUGUGACUUUGGUUACUACGCCUUUGGCAAGAGUCGAAUCGCAUACGAAUGGACUGGAUUCAUGUUGCUCGCCAAUAACAUCCUCCUUAUUGGCUUCCACGUCCUCACUGGUGCCAAAGUCCUCAACACUUUAUCGAAUCACUCCCAAUGUACCGUUGUCUUCUCGAUCAUCGUCAUGCUGAUGGGUAUCAUUAUGUCUGUUCCUAGAACUUUACGUCAUAUCUCUUUCAUGUCAAUGUUUUCUGCUGCCUGCAUGGCAAUUUCGAUCCUCCUCUUUCUGAUCUUUGCAGGCAUUGAGCAACAUCCUGGUUUUGGGUACCACGGUGUUUAUCCUGCUGCUGGAGAGGUCAGAACCUACGCUUUCCCACUCCCUGGCACUACAUGGAUUGAUUGUCUAAAUUCAGUAUUAAACGUUACAUUUUUAUGGAUACCCCAGAUCCUAUUUCCGACUUUCAUCGCAGAGAUGGAGAAGCCACAAGAUUUCCCCAAGUCCCUCGCGGUUCUCGCGGCCAUUUCCACCUUCUUGUUCAUCUGCCCUCCAGCUAUUGGGUUCCACUACUUGGGUCAAUAUUCGACUGCUCCAGCUUUCGGUAGCCUGGGAGUUACGGCUUACAAGAAAGGCUCCUUCGCAUUCGUUAUUGUGCCAACUCUCGUCAUCGGCGUGAUUUACGCAAAUGUCACGGCCAAGUUUAUAUACUUCCGAAUCAUGGGCAAGUCUCGUCAUGCCCAUAGCAACACUGUCACUGGAUGGGGUGUCUGGAUUCUGGUCAUGGCUGGGAUCUGGGUCGUCUCAUUCAUCUUUGCUGAGGUUAUCCCCAGCAUGGGAGACUUCCUCUCUCUACUUGGAGCGGCAUUCGAUUCAUUCUUCGGUUUUAUCUUCUUUGCAGUGGCGUACUACCAUUUGUACAAGGGGAGACUGUUCGAUGGUGUGUAUAGGUCCAUCAUGACAGUGAUCCACGUUUUCGUCAUGCUUGUGGGACUGUUCUUACUUGGACCGGGGCUCUAUGCCGCCGUCAAAGCCAUCAUGGCGGACUACUCAGGUGGUGCUACGCCGGCAUUCAGCUGUGCGGAUCUGUCCAUCUAG